Molecule: messenger RNA, 2512 nt
Organism: Mytilus trossulus (common blue mussel)
Lineage: Eukaryota; Metazoa; Mollusca; Bivalvia; Mytilida; Mytilidae
Exons: 4
Coding region: 126-2051 (641 amino acids)
Source: RefSeq, a predicted model, not a curated record
UGUGACGGCACCUCCCCCUCACUACAGAAUUCCAUCUGUACCGAAACCGUUUGAUGUUAUUUUACAAGAAGCCAACAUAAUCGAAAUAUUUCAGUCAGUGUAUAGAAGAAUUACAGAAGAAAAAAAUGAAGAAGAAUCGUGAUCCUGGUCUGGAAGAAAAUACUACUCCAAAAGUUCAACUUUGGAUAAACACGACACCAGAAAGAAGCACGUCAAGGAGCAGGAACCCCAUGAUAGAUUGCGAUACAUUUGAUAGGGUAUUGAAGACAGGAAAAGAGUUGCUUGCCAACUGGAAGUUUUUAGUUGAAGAAAAUGGACACGCCAUCGGAACAGCCAUUAACAAACUACAGAAUAUGCAACCAAGCGAACUAUCGGACAACAGAACUAGGAAAGAGAUCGAACAACAUAUCGAUUUCCAUCAUGCUGACAGACAUGUAAUGCAGAGAUGCAUGAACCAUUUACAGUGGUCAAUGCAAGACCGGCUGAAUUUCCUGAGAGAUCAGCAAAAAUUUCUUCUGGAUUAUCAGAAUAAACUGGAACAUAUUUUUAACUCAUUUGAAGAAUGUAAACAAUCAAGAGUUCAAGAUCCAUUUUCAAAAUUCGUUACUGAUGUCAAACUCAAUCAUUUUCACAUGUUCAACGAAGAACUACUUAUUUCUUCAAAAGAACGCGAUAAAAAGAAUGCCAGACAUCUGAUAGAGCCCAAUACUAUCAGUUUUGGAAAUACCAAUUUAUACAUGGGAAGACUUGGCAGGGCAAAUAUCAUGACACCAAUUUAUGAAAAUAUAUUUGAAUUGGAUGAUUGCUGUACCGGGAAGUGUUUCGACCAUCAUUGUACUUGCUAUAGGUCUGACUCCGUUCUUAGUUUUGAAAACCACGAACUUAAUAUAGAAUGUCAGCAGUAUGAAUUUGAAGAAAAUAACAAACGAAAUGAAAAUGAUUUCAGAAAAGAGGGGCUUAGAAACGAUUUACAUAGAAAAUCUCAGAAGCCUAAGAUUCCGAUUCCAGUGAAACAGUUAGCUUACAAAAAAAUAAAACACAUGGAAGAAUCCACCACCACACAACUGAAACUCCCGCCACUUUUAGCAAACAAACCAAUAAAACACACAGAUGAACCCUCCUCCACUCAACCGAAACUUCCGCCACUGCUACCAACCAAAACGAAAUACAUGAACGAUUUCACUUCGAAACAGCUGAAACCACAACCACUGUUACCAAACAUAAACAACGUGGACGAAUCAUAUACUGCUUCAAUUAAAUCACCAAAGAAGAUCAAAUCCUGCUGGGAGCCUGUAAAACUUCCACCGUUGUUGCCGAGUCAAAAGCUAAAUUGCAAGGUCUCUAAUUUCCCUGUUAUUCCACCUAAAAUGCUCCAACCGUUAAAGAUGCUACCCCAAAACAUAAAAAGGACAUUGAACAUCAAUAAGGACAGGAAUGUGAAGAAAGAGAAAAUCAAAGUCAUGUCAAUGAGACCAAGGCCAAAUACAGCUUUGCGACCGAUUGCAGGGACAUCAGCUUCCAAUGACAUAUCAAACGUAAAUUCAGAAGUAGCCAUGGAUAUGAUAAGCUGGACUUCUGCACCCCGUGAGAGGAAUUACAGAUAUUCAAAGCUUCAAAAAGAUUCAACUAAAGAUUGCUUUAUACCUAAGGGCCCCGGUGACAAAGUUAGUAAAGCUAUCUAUGAAAGGUACUUAACAUUAAGAAAGCAAGUAAGCAAUGCCGGGGAAAAAACAGAAACAGAAAAAUCGGAUAGCUGUCCAGAAUUCAACCAACAUAGUGCAAAGCUUGAUAUAAAAGUCGCAAAUAAAUAUGCUGCAGAACAAAAUUUUGACAUGGUAUUCGACCAAGAUACUAAAAUUUUACAGAGCGAAGGUGGUACCGGUAAUAAUUGUAAAGAUGCGACAAACCAAUCUCCUUCGUCUGAUUGGCAGGUUACAAACAUCGGUUCGGAAAGCGAAAUUGAAACUAAAUUUAUUCCUAUGCCACCUAAAACUCCAAAACCGAAAACACUAAAUACCAGAAUUAAUCAGUACAGCAGGAAACGUUCAUGAUUAUAAUACUACAUGUAACCGUAUCUUAGAUAAUUUUUACUAGAACCUUAAACAAUGAUAUUCUGAAUCUGAAAUGCAAUAUCUGUCAAUAGAAGAUGCCAUGGACACCCGUAAACCUGUGGGCCUUUCAAGUAAAUCAAUUGUUGUAUACAGAUUCGUCUCCAAUUCUACAUGUGAUAAGCAACUUCUCCAAACUGUUUGAACCAGCAAAUAAGGACUAAAAGGGAUGUAACAAAUGGGAUGGGCCAAUAGUAGGUGUGGCAAGAAUAUAAUAUUGUGGUGGUGGCCUAUACAACAACUCAUUGACUAAUUAAAUGAAUAAUUGUUACUACAACAAACAUGCAAUCGCAUUGCUUAUGUGAACAUUGAACUAACGGGUGUUUAAGACUCACUAUUGUUCCCUUUGUCUCACUGUAUAUAACUAAAUGAAUAAUUAUGUAAAUAAAGUAUGUUGUAUUUUU